Molecule: messenger RNA, 219 nt
Organism: Aureobasidium melanogenum CBS 110374
Lineage: Eukaryota; Fungi; Ascomycota; Dothideomycetes; Dothideales; Saccotheciaceae
Exons: 1
Molecular function (GO): protein binding
Source: RefSeq, a predicted model, not a curated record
CUGGUUGAUCUACCAACCGAAGUCCUCGUCGAGAUCUUCAAUCAUCUUCCCGAAAAAGACAUAUCGACUGUCCGUCUCGUCUGCAAGAAACUCUGUGAUGCCGCUACUCCACGAUUCGCCAAGGUUAACUUCACUGAGAGGACCCAUGUUGUUUCUCCUUACAGUAUCGAUAAACUAGUGAGCAUCGCAGAACAUCCCAUAUACGGACAGUGCGUGAAG